Molecule: messenger RNA, 1275 nt
Organism: Vairimorpha ceranae
Lineage: Eukaryota; Fungi; Microsporidia; Nosematidae
Product: alpha beta hydrolase
Exons: 1
Coding region: 1-1275 (424 amino acids)
Biological process (GO): medium-chain fatty acid catabolic process; medium-chain fatty acid biosynthetic process
Molecular function (GO): acetylesterase activity; monoacylglycerol lipase activity
Source: RefSeq, a predicted model, not a curated record
AUGAUAUUAAUUUUUAAGAAUUUUUUAGAACAAAUUAUAAAUCUAAACAAGUAUAGUAUAUUUAUUUUGUAUGUAUUGUAUACAUUUUUAAGAUAUCCAAAAAAACCCUUUUUACAAUAUCAUUCAAGUAAAGGAAAAUAUAUUAAAAAAAUGAAAAGUUUACACCAAUCUUAUAAAGCAUAUUUAUUUACAAAUGUAGGUUUUUUACAGUCUUAUUUACAGUUGCAUCGUGUUGUAAAACCCAUUUCUAGGAAAAGUUAUAGGUUGAAAGUGCCGUAUGAUGGUGAGAUAAUUCUUGAUGUUUGUGAUGAUAUCACAACAAAAAGAAAAGAAACUAAUUUAAAGAUUAGUGAUAAAAAUAUUAUAGAUGAAAAAAAUAAUUUAUUAUUUGACAAAGAUGACUUCUUUGUAGAAAACAAUGAUAAAAAAUAUUACUGUAUAAAUAAUAAACAUAAAUGUACUAUUAUUAAGAGAAAUAUAAGAAAAAAUGUUUUACUUGUACAUGGAUUCAAUGGAUCAAGCAAUAGUAAAUAUAUUAUUGGACUGUCUCAUCAUUUUAGAAAAGCUGGUUAUCGAAUAUUUUGUUUUAAUGCACGUGGUACUAAAGAGAUUCUUAAUAAUUCCAUCUUUUUUCACAUAGGAUGGACUGUAGAUUUACAUGUCGCUGUAGAAUUCAUUUUACAUAAUUUUGGUGGCUCUUUAGAAAUCUAUGGAUUUAGUAUGGGAGGUAAUUGGGUUACUAAAUAUUUAGGAGAUAAUCAGUGUCUAAAUCCUAGAAUUAUAAAAGGCGGGGCUAUUUGUUUACCUUUUGAUUUUUUUAAAAUUGAAAAAUGGAUGGAGAAUGAAAAGUGGAUUUAUAGAAAAAGAUUUUUAAAUAAUAUACUUACACGCAACUUUUUUAAAUAUAUAAAACGUAAUAAAGAGAUCUUUAAAAAUGCGGUAGAUUUAGAUUUGUUAUUUAAAUGUAAAAGUCUUAGAGAUAUAGAUACAAUAUUAACUAAGAAAAUUUUUAAUAUAAAAUCACUAAAUGAGUAUUAUCAACAAGAAUCGAGUGUAAGACAUCUUAAAAAUAUUAAAAUACCAUUUUUAAUACUAAAUUCUAAAGAUGAUCCUAUUAUUCCUGAGUUUAUUAUCGAUAAGACUGAAUGUUUAAAGAAUAAAAAUAUUUUAUUGGUUGUCACGCCGUACGGAGGUCAUCUGGGAUUUUUGAAAAAUAGUUUAAAAGAUUCUUUAGCAGAUGAUAUUAUUUUGGAUUUUAGUAAGCAUUUUGAGUAA